UCAACGUUGAAGCCCGAAGGCAUGAGGAAAAGCAUCAAUUUCAAUCUAUGAGCCCUAGCAAAGAACACAAACCAACCCAUGUUAUCAUAUUGAUCGUGUCUUUAAAGCUUGAGCUCUCAUCACUUUUGUUAAUUGCCUUCGCCUCACUCCACCAUCUUCAUCUCUAUAAAUUCAAAUUUCAAAAACCCCCUUUAUCCCCUCUCUUCGUAAACCCUCUCUGACCAUUGUCUCUAAUGGCUGCUCCAAACGGAUCUCACGCAACUUGGACAAAUCAAGUUCCGAUAGCUGUAGCACCACUCAACUGUGUCCCAUACACGGGCCCACCUCUUGACAACUCAGACGUUGACAUGGCACAAAAAGAAUCCAACCAAGUUUCAAAGAAUCAGCCAGCCAUGGUGUUUCUGCCGCCACAAACCACCGAGAAAGAACUGAACGAUAUUCUGGAGACCACCACACACGGGGUGGUGGUGUCGGGUGGUGCCGCCAGCGGGAAAUUUGGACCGCUUAUCGGUUCCGUUGAUAUCUCCGAAUCUCAUGACACUUUUCUAUUUCGUGUUGCUCUUCCAGGUGUCAAGAAUGAUCAAAAGUUUAAAUGUGACAUUCAAGAAGAUGGAAGCAUUACAAUUGAAGGGGCAACAGAAACAGGGGAGAAAAAAGUUCAUGUCCACAACAUGGUGUUUGAGAUGCACACACAAAACCUUUGUCCACCUGGCAACUUCUCGGUUUCCUUCCAGUUGGGUGGGCCCGUUGACCCUUUGACUUUAGAGAAGGAGUUGGCUAAUGGUGUUCUUGAGGGUGUUGUUAAGAAAAAACCACUCAAGGGUUUGUGAUUCAUUUUGUUAUUGAUUGAUGUAUAUUGGAGUUGAAGAUACAUGAUUAGUAGUUGUUUUGAUGAGAGUGGACUUGUGUUUUUGAAGGUCCUUGAGGAUUUUCUUGUUGUAAUGUUUGUCUUGUUUUGUCUCUUGUUUAUGCCAUUUUUGGCACAUUGAACAAAAGAAAAGUAGAAGAAGAAUGAGGUUUAGGAUUUAAA
Messenger RNA from Lactuca sativa (garden lettuce), 1030 nucleotides. RefSeq names its product alpha-crystallin domain-containing protein 22.3. The record is from RefSeq and is a predicted model, not a curated record. Gene Ontology annotation, cellular component: nucleus. Lineage: Eukaryota; Viridiplantae; Streptophyta; Magnoliopsida; Asterales; Asteraceae.